AUGAGUACCAUAUUGGUACAAUUAAUAUUUAAUACUUUAAAUUUUAUAUUAGCUCCACAUAAUCCUUACCAGGAAAAAUAUAGUAUAUUUGAAUGUGGUUUUCACAGUUUUUUAGGUCAAAAUAGAACACAAUUUGGUGUUAAAUUCUUUAUAUUUGCAUUAGUUUAUUUAUUAUUAGAUUUAGAAAUAUUAGUAAUAUAUCCUUAUGGUUUAAGUAGUUAUGAAAAUGGUAUAUACGGUUUAAUUAUUGUAUUAUUAUUCAUAGGUAUAAUAACUGCAGGGUUUGUAUUCGAAUUAGGUAAAGGUGCUUUAAAAAUAGAUAGAGCAGGAUUAGCUACUGUAGGAUUAGCAGGAGCAGGAGUAGGAAUUGGAGUAGUUUUCGGUUGCUUAAUAUUAGGUGUUGCUAGAAACCCUUCAUUAAAAAAUCAAUUAUUCUCAUACUCUAUUUUAGGGUUUGCUUUCUCAGAAGCGACUGCAUUAUUUGCAUUAAUGAUGGCAUUAUUAUUAUUAUAUGUUGCUUAA
Messenger RNA from Cordyceps militaris CM01, 522 nucleotides. Its product is annotated as NADH dehydrogenase subunit 3. The transcript is spliced from 3 exons. The coding region runs from base 1 to 522 and encodes 173 amino acids. The record is from RefSeq and is a predicted model, not a curated record. Gene Ontology annotation, molecular function: NADH dehydrogenase (ubiquinone) activity; proton transmembrane transporter activity. Gene Ontology annotation, biological process: proton transmembrane transport; proton motive force-driven ATP synthesis. Lineage: Eukaryota; Fungi; Ascomycota; Sordariomycetes; Hypocreales; Cordycipitaceae.